Molecule: messenger RNA, 1473 nt
Organism: Cariama cristata (Red-legged seriema)
Lineage: Eukaryota; Metazoa; Chordata; Aves; Cariamiformes; Cariamidae
Product: cytochrome P450 2J6-like
Exons: 9
Coding region: 1-1473 (490 amino acids)
Biological process (GO): arachidonate metabolic process; xenobiotic metabolic process
Cellular component (GO): intracellular membrane-bounded organelle; cytoplasm
Molecular function (GO): iron ion binding; heme binding; oxidoreductase activity, acting on paired donors, with incorporation or reduction of molecular oxygen, reduced flavin or flavoprotein as one donor, and incorporation of one atom of oxygen
Source: RefSeq, a predicted model, not a curated record
AUGUUGACAAUAAGUCAAGUUCUUAUAGCUGUGGCUGUAUUUCUUCUAACUGUGCAGUUUUUUAAGUUGCAACGAGUACGGAGACGGCUCCCUCCUGGACCAAUCCCUCUCCCAGUUUUUGGGACCUUGAUGCAGCUGAACUUUCAGUUUAAUCGUGAUCUCCUCAUGAAGCUGGCAAAAAUUCAUGGCAACAUAUUCACCUUAUGGUUUGGAUGGACCCCAGUGAUUGUACUGAAUGGAUUUCAAGCAGUUAAGGAUGGUAUGACCAUGCACCCUGAAGAUGUUUCUGGAAGGCUAGUGUCGCCUUUCUUUAAAGCAAUGGCCAAAGGAAAAGGGAUUAUGCUGGCAACUGGUCACACCUGGAAGCAGCAGAGAAGGUUUGCACUGAGGACAUUACGCAACCUUGGUCUGGGGAAAAGAGGUCUGGAGCAUCGAGUUCAAGAAGAGGCCCACUACCUGGUAGCCUUCUUUGCAAGUAUGAGAGAGAAACCCCUGGAUCCUUCUUUCCCUCUUUUUCAUUCUGUCUCAAAUGUAAUUUGUGCUGUCGUUUUUGGACAUCGCUUCUCCAGAGACGAUGAAACCUUCCAUGAACUGAUUAGAGCCACAGAGCAGCUAUUCAAAUUUGGAGGCAGCUUUAUUCAUCGUCUGUAUGAAAUCUUCCCCUGGCUGAUACGCCAUCUUCCUGGUCCUCAUAAGAAGGCGUUGUCUUGCUAUGAUGUCCUCACCUCUUUUACAAGGAGAGAGAUCAGAAUGCACACGGAGCGUGGAAUACCAGACGAACUGCAGGAUUUCAUUGAUUUUUACCUGGCUCACAUUGAAAAAUCUAAAGAUGAACCCAGGUCUACAUACAAUGAAGAAAACAUGAUUUAUUCUAUAAAUGAUCUUUUCUUGGGUGGAUCAGAGACGACAACCACUACUUUGAACUGGGGCCUGCUUUAUAUGGUGGCAAAUCCAGACAUCCAAGAGAAAGUGCAGAAGGAGCUGGAUGCUGUUCUGGGUCCUUCCCGGGUAAUCUGCUAUGAGGAUCGGAAAGAACUGCCCUACACAAAUGCUGUGAUUCAUGAGGUUCAGCGCUUCAGCAGUAUUGUCUCAGUUGGCAUGCCCAGAGUGUGUGUAAGGGACACUACGUUGCUCGGCUUUCCCCUCAGAAAGGGCACCAUUGUUCUUCCAAAUAUCGCUUCGUCUUUGUAUGACCCAGAGCAGUGGGAAACACCUCGACAGUUCAACCCUGGUCACUUCUUGGAUAAGGAUGGAAACUUUGUGAGCCGAGAAGCCUUUUUACCCUUCUCACUAGGCCACCGUGUGUGUUUGGGGGAGCAUCUAGCAAGGACCGAACUCUUUAUUUUCUUUGCUAAUCUGCUGCGGGCGUUCACCUUCCAGCUCCCUGAGGGGGUGACAAAGGUCAACAUAGAGCCCAUUUUGGGGGGUACGCUACAGCCCCAUCCAUACAGGGUUUGUGCCAUUCCACGCUAG